ACAGCAUGGCGGAAUACAUAGACUACAGCGGUGCGGCGGGCGAUGAUGUACCAGAGCUCUCGGACAGUGAUGAUGAGGAACAGUGGCAGUGUAUGGAGGAGUGCGCUGAAUCUCUAGCGAUCUCAUGUCUCUUCUGCGACAGGUCCUUUAACUCGGUCUCCGACACUUUAGGGCACUGUAAAGCAGAGCAUGGUGUAGACAUUCCCGAACUAGUAAGGAAACACAGACUCGAUGAUUAUGGAUUCAUAAAGAUGAUAAACUACAUUCGAACAGUAAAAUGCACAGGGCAGAGUUUGUCACAACUUUCAGAAAGCUCCCAGCCGUGGGACAAGGAUGAGUACAUGAGGCCGGUUCUCCCAGAUGACCCUCUACUGCAGAUAGAUGUGGAGGAGUUGUGUGGGGCAGAGGUGACACAGAUGGGCACGUCUUGCAGUGACCAGACAGCAGUCCUGCUCCACAGGGCCCGGCAGGCUGAGGAAAGAGCCCAGCAGGCAGAGGACGCCCUGGCUAGGGCCAUGGAGGACCUGCACAAGCUCAGGGUGCUGGCGCAGGGACUGGUGUUGAAUGCGGACACCAGCCGCGGGCCCCCGGCAGCAGGGGCCAUAGCUGAACUGAGAGAGGAUGAAGAUGAAGCCUACUUCAGCUCUUAUGGACACUACAGCAUCCAUGAGGAGAUGCUCAAGGACAAGGUGCGCACAGAGAGCUACAGAGACUUCAUGUACUCUAACCAGGACGUCUUCAAGGACAAGGUGGUGCUUGAUGUUGGUUGCGGAACGGGAAUCCUCUCCAUGUUCGCUGCCAGGUCAGGGGCCAAGAGGGUCAUUGGUGUGGACCAAUCAGAAAUCAUCUAUCAGGCUAUGGACAUCGUCAGAUCGAACAAUCUUGAAGACACCAUUACUCUAAUCAAAGGGAGGAUAGAGGAGGUGAAUCUACCUGUUGAAAAAGUGGACAUCAUCAUCUCAGAGUGGAUGGGUUAUUUUCUUCUGUUUGAAUCAAUGUUGGAUUCUGUCCUGCACGCAAGGGAUCUGUACCUGGCAGAGGGAGGCACAGUAUACCCUGACCUCUGCACCAUCAGCCUGGCAGCGGUUGGCGACACCCAGAAGCACAGUGAGCGCAUUGUGUUUUGGGAUGAUGUGUAUGGUUUUAAGAUGGCGUGUAUGAAGAAGGCUGUGGUACCUGAGGCGGUGGUGGAAGUACUGAAGCCCGAAACGGUCAUCUCAGAACCUGCUAUCAUUCAGACAAUUGACUGUAACACAGUGUGCCUCUCUGAGCUGGAGUUUACUGCAGACUUCACCCUGAAAAUAACAAGCAACACACACUGCACGGCUGUUGUGGGAUAUUUUGACAUUUUCUUCGACAAGGGCUGUGAAAACAAGGUGAUGUUUUCCACUGGUCCACACUGUACUAAGACCCACUGGAAACAGACAGUAUUCCUGCUAGAGGACCCCAUCCCUGUACAUGCAGGUGAGGAGCUGCCAGGGCAGAUCACAGUUCGUAAGAACAAGAAGGACCCCCGAUCAUUGCUCGUAACCCUUGCCGUCGCAGACAGGAAACAGUCCUACAGCGUUCAGUGAAGACACACCUCUAAAAUGGAUCAAAUGGGACAAACAAAGACAUCAUCGUUUCAGCCUCAUUCAAAGCAUCAUGCUCUGAAGCUGAAAAACACUCAUGAAAUGUUUUCAGUAAUCAUGUAAUUGUUUUAUUGGAUCAUCCA
Messenger RNA from Chanos chanos (milkfish), 1714 nucleotides. RefSeq names its product protein arginine methyltransferase 3 (gene prmt3). The transcript is spliced from 16 exons. NCBI's taxonomy places the organism in Eukaryota, Metazoa, Chordata, Actinopteri, Gonorynchiformes, Chanidae. The record is from RefSeq and is a predicted model, not a curated record. Gene Ontology annotation, cellular component: nucleus. Bases 6 to 1574 code for a protein of 522 amino acids. Gene Ontology annotation, molecular function: protein-arginine N-methyltransferase activity; histone methyltransferase activity. Gene Ontology annotation, biological process: peptidyl-arginine methylation, to asymmetrical-dimethyl arginine; chromatin remodeling.